Molecule: messenger RNA, 396 nt
Organism: Gongylonema pulchrum
Lineage: Eukaryota; Metazoa; Nematoda; Chromadorea; Rhabditida; Gongylonematidae
Source: the annotation of a GenBank genome assembly
GAACUGUGCGGUGAUCUGAUUGUUUCCGGGCAUACAAUAUCGUUGUUCACGGCAACCUUGGCUUUCAAGCAAUACUGCCCCAGGCGAUUGUAUUAUUUGGCUCAGCUGUACAAUGUUGGCGCAUUUAUUGCUAUUUUCUGUAUAUUGCUGUCAAGAAAGCACUACACUAUUGAUGUUCUACUUGCUUAUUUGUUAGCCACACGUGUUUUUUGGACUUAUCACUCAUUGUCACAUUCCUAUCAUCAAAAUGAUUUCGAUCAAAAUCCUUUGAAUCAAGCAGCUUGGGCUAUCAUUGUACCGUAUCUGGAAGCAGAUUCACCUCCGCCUCAGUAUUUCUUCAACCAGCUCGAAUGGCCUUCUGGCUGCCCACAGCGAUUCCGGAAGCGGUGUCCGUGA